GUAUCUGCUGCACCAGAACAGACCCAUGGUCUGGAUACUGCAGCCACCUAUCGGGCCUGUGUUAGACAAUGCAUCCCUGGUGCACCAUUUCACACUGGCUGCCAUGGAGGCUCAGGAGCUGGACCUCCUGGAGCCGAUGAGGGGGGAGAACAGCACAUCGGUGACCAAAUUCAUCCUCCUAGGUCUCUCCAGCAACCUGCAGGAGCAGCUCAUCCUCUUUGGGGUCUUCACAGCCAUCUACCUGGUGGCCCUGAUGGGCAACGUGCUCCUCUUACCGUUGAUCAGUCUGGACUCCAGGCUCCACACACGCAUGUAUUUCCUCCUGGGCAACCUUUCAGUGGUGGACAUUGGCUACACCAGCUCCACCAUGCCCAAGAUGUUGGCCAAUUACCUGUCACAGGACAAGUCCAUCUCAUGGGCUUUCUGCCUCUCUCAGAUGUUCUUCUUCAUCUCCUUCGGGGGGAUCGAGUGCCUGCUGCUGGGGGUCAUGGCCUAUGACCGCUACAUUGUCAUCUGUCAUCCUCUGCACUACGGCACGUUCAUGCUGGGG
Terrapene triunguis (Three-toed box turtle) is the source of this 550-nucleotide messenger RNA. RefSeq names its product olfactory receptor 2A1/2A42-like. The transcript is spliced from 2 exons. The annotation marks the transcript as partial. Gene Ontology annotation, molecular function: olfactory receptor activity; G protein-coupled receptor activity. Gene Ontology annotation, cellular component: membrane. The record is from RefSeq and is a predicted model, not a curated record. Lineage: Eukaryota; Metazoa; Chordata; Testudines; Emydidae. Gene Ontology annotation, biological process: G protein-coupled receptor signaling pathway.